Hyalella azteca is the source of this 21952-nucleotide messenger RNA. RefSeq names its product protein Gawky (gene gw). Gene Ontology annotation, molecular function: RNA binding. Gene Ontology annotation, cellular component: nucleoplasm; P-body. The record is from RefSeq and is a predicted model, not a curated record. The transcript has 12 exons. NCBI's taxonomy places the organism in Eukaryota, Metazoa, Arthropoda, Malacostraca, Amphipoda, Hyalellidae. Gene Ontology annotation, biological process: miRNA-mediated gene silencing by inhibition of translation; positive regulation of nuclear-transcribed mRNA poly(A) tail shortening. The coding region runs from base 1 to 4647 and encodes 1548 amino acids.
AUGACAUUGUUUUCAGAUGUUGAGUUGUAUGCAUUGUCAGCUGCAGAGUGUAAUUGUGUAGAUGUGUGCUCAGUCAGUCUUGUAGAGCUCUCAUCAGGGAGAUCCACCCUUACUGAGGCCUUCACUCUAUUCAAGAGCUGUCAAUGGUGUGGCGGUAGGCGUUCCUCCAAUAUGGAUAAUCUUAUUGAAGCACACCACGCCUUCCUGGUCACAAAUUUGCCAAAUCAUGAGUUUCCUACCAACAAAGUGCCUGUAUCACCUCUUGCUGGUGUAUACGUGGAGAGGAGAAGAGCAUCACCAUGCAAAGCCCUGUGUGCCGCGGACAGCAGAAGCACCUGUGCUCCAAGUGAUGAUGAAAGAGAUGCCAGCUUCAGCUGGUGGUGUUAUGGUGUGGUGACGAGUGGGUCUGAUGUGGUUGGAGCUGCCACCUCGGUCUCUGCUCUCACCCGCGCUCACUUUCUGCAAUCUGUGAUAUCGAGCUCCUGCUUCCAGAGGUCUCUGGCGCUGCCCGAGCUGCCAUCAGGGCCUGUACGCUGCGUGCUAUCCCAUUCUCCGUCCUCUACUGUGGCAGACUCGACAACAAGCUCGUCCUCUGGCAGUAACAUUGAUGUACUCCUCGUAGCACACUCCUUAAGCAACGACCUUGCCAUGGCCCCUCUCAACAUUCCCAGCCAUUCUCAGUGCAACACUGAAUUUCAACUUAGCUUUAAUUGUGCUGGCGCCAAGCCUCUCCUGCUCAAGGUUACGGCUGCUGCUGCUGCUCGAGAGCAGCAGGAGCAGGGUGCCUGUUUGCAGAAGGCGUCGGUGCCGGCGUGGGGCUGUGGUGUGGCCAGCAGGUAUGGCUUCAAACACCGCCUUGGCGGACCAGUCAAUAGAUGGGGCAUCCCUGUUGGAUUAGGCUUAGCGGGCGGUGGCGAAACUGCCGCCGCGAAUGGCUGGGGUGGCGGUGCCACUCAAGCCGCUGCUGGCUGGAGUAACCAGUCCAGCAGUGUACCUAGCGGUGCUUCCCAGUGGGGCAGUGGCAGAACACCAGGUGGCGCAGGCUCUUCUGGUCCUCCAUCAGCCACUGCAGCUGGUCUGAAGCAGGCGCCUGCUGUCUCCAGCAGCGGCCAGUCGGCGGCCAACCUACCACCACCAGCCGGUGGUGGUGCGGGGGCCGCGUCAAGCACCAGCAACUGGGGCGCCAACAAGACCACUAACUCGACGGAAGCCAAUAAGAGGCACAAAGACUUACAGAACAUACGCGAUGCUCUGCUUAGUUACGAGGGCUGGGGUGGCGAGAACGUCAAUCAAGACACCUCCUGGGAUUUGCCUGCCUCCCCAGAGCCCAGCAAGGACGCUCCCACACAACAGUGGAAACUAGUCAACAACGGCACUGAGUUGUGGGAGAACAACCUUCGCAACGGCGGAGCCCCUCCUCCAAAGCCCCAGCAGGCCCCUUGGGGCCACACCCCCGCCACCAACUAUGGCGGCACCUGGGGAGAAGACGACGACCAGAGCGACACGAGCAAUGCCUGGAACCCCGCUGGUCCUCCUCCUCCUACUGGAGGACCGCAGCCACAGUGGCCCAACGUGGCUGCUGCUGCUGCCGUGGCGGCCGUCGCCAAUGCGGGGCCCAACAUGUGGGCCCAGCAAAAGAAGCCCACAGACUGGCAGGGCGCUCAGCCUGGCUGGCCUGACCACGCGGGGCCUCCUCGCGCUAAUGUGGAGCCUGGUCCUGACGGAUGGCCUCACGGCCCUCCGAAGAUGCCGGGACACAUGCCACCUCAUGCCAACGCCCCUGUCGGGCCUCCCGGAGGACUGCACGGCCACCCUCACUUGGGGCCGCACGGCAUGCAUCCCGCAGCGCAUGUACCCCCACACGUGGGGCACCACCAGGGCCCCCCUGGUCGACCUCAUAACGCCGCCGUCCACCACCUCAAUGGCCCCCCGGGCCCUGGAGGAAUACCCGGUGCUGGUGGCGUCUGGGGCGGCAAAGACAUGUCGAAAGUGGGCGGCGGGUCAGGCUGGGAUGAGCCUGCCAAUCCGGCGGCGAUGUCGCGUCGCGGCGACGACGGCACGGCAGUAUGGGGCAACCCCCAGCAGCAGCCCCAGAGCAACGUGUCGCGCUGGAAAGAGCAGCAGAUGCAGAACAAUCCUGCUGCCAUGAUGGCUGCUGCUGGUCUGCAGCAACAGCCCCCGCCGCCACAACAGCAGCGCAUGCCGCCGCCUCACCUCGCUGGGCCGCAGCAACAACCACCGCCUAAGCAGCCGCCCACUCCCGGCCCUGCCAUGUGGGGACAUCCUGGCCGGAAUGGGAACUGGGGUGAACCUCCUCACGAGGCUGCAGGAGGCGCAGGUGUGUGGGGCGACGACUCCAAGUCCAGCAGCUGGGGCUCGGCUGACCAAGCCUCCCCGUCGUGGAACAACAAACCUAAAAUUCCGCACGGUGGCGCUGGGGGCUGGCAAGACCCCGACAUGGAUGGCAUUGUGGCUCAGUACAAGCAGGUGCACAGAGGGAUGACCAAUAAAGAUUUAGCUAACAUCAAAUAUCGCAUCGAAAUGGCGUGCAAGCAGAAGGAAGAAUUGGACGCCGCCUUGGGGCGAACUGCUCUGGAGGAGAUUGACCGCAACGCUGCGGCUGAAAUGUGGCGCAAUCCUCCCCUUGAUGAGCACGGUCCCUCUGCUGCGGCUGUUGCGGCAGCUGCUGCAGCAGCUGCUAAUAGUGCUGCUGCUGCUUCUUUCCAUGAUCUUGGUUCGUCGAAUAACUUCAAUCAGCACCGCUUCCCGAACACGGCAGUUGGUGGUGUAGGAGCCUCUGGUCAGCAGCAUCCUUCUCACCAAAUCGGUGCUGCCGUUCAGGGUGGCGGGGCGUCUGGAGCGAACGGCACCCACGUUCGGGCUCUGAUGCAGCACAUCCAGAUGGCCGUGCAAGCGGGCUACCUCAACCCUCAGAUUCUAAACCAGUCACUCGCACCCACCACGCUCGUCCUCCUCAACUCCAUGCUCACGCAGAUCAACGCGCUGCAGAAGCUCAACCAGCAGAUGAACUCUCUUCCGCCACAAGCACCGCAUGCCAACAAUCCCACUAUUCUGCAGCUCAAUGUUCAUAUUGCUAAAACCAAGCAACAGAUCACAAACAUUCAGAACCAGAUCGUGUCUCAGCAGGCUCAGUACGUUCGCCAGCAGCAGCAACAGCAACAACAACAGCAACCUCAACAAGCUAUGGGUCCCCCCAAGCCUUCGGUGGGACCACCUAACGACUUCUACAAGUCAGCCAUGCUGCCUGACCAGCUCUCUGCUCCAUUCGGCCAAAUGAACCUCGUCGACCAGCUCAAUCUCGGCGUAAGAAUUCAGCAGCAGACGAUGCCUCAGAACAGCCGCCUGAACAAGGAAUGGAAGUUGCCGCCCUCUGAGGCUGACGACGUCCUCACCCCCGACUUUAUGCGCGCGCCAGGCGCCCCGGGCAAGCAACCGCCUUCGCAGGCCCCCAACUUCUCACUUGGCUUCCCUGGCAGCACGUGGUCGCAAACACCGAGCGGCCGCGACAGCAGCGGCUGGCCGCAGAUCAGCAGCAGCGCCGGUGACGGCGACAAAGGGCCGUCCAUCCUGGACUCGUGGGCGCCGGUCGGCUCACAGACCAACGUUGCUGAACUCGAUAUCAAGCCCUUCGAGCCUGGCAAACGCUGGAUGACGAAAGUAAUCGAGGACGACCCGACCAUCACUCCGGGCUCGGUGACCCCAUCACCCCUGCUGACCAUGACCAAAGCUUCCAGUAGCAUACCGUCUGAGCUUCCGUCUCUGCCACUCACCUCUUCCACGUGGUCGAACAACCCGCAGCAGCUUGGAGGUGGUGUCGAUGCUGUCAAGAAUGGCAAGUCAAACGUGUGGAGCGACGCCUCCUCCUCUUGCCUUGCCAACGACAUUUGGAACUCAAUCGGCACCACCAAGCAUGGUGGAGGAGGUCCUCCUGGACUGUCCUCUUCCUCUUCCAUGUCGUGGGGAGGCCUGGGGCGCCCAGCCUGGCUAGGGGACCAAAGAACUUCGCAAGCCAACAGUUCAAGUGCCUUACAGCAGCAGUCGCAGAGCACCUGGCCUCUGCAGCCGCCGCCCUCUACUUGGCUCAUUCUCAGGAACCUCACUCCGCAGAUUGACGGUUCCACUCUGAAGACUCUGUGCAUGCAGCACGGACCCCUCGUCAACUUCCACUUGGCUCUGAACCAAGGCUUUGCUCUCGUCAAUUACGGCACCUGCGAAGAGGCCUGCAAGGCUCAAGACAACCUGAACAACUGCGUGCUGAUCAACACGACGAUCCUGGCUGAGUUUGCGAGCGACCACGACGUGAAGCAAGUGCUGGGAGGGCAGCCCGCCAAUAGUGGGGGUAGUGCAGGGGGCCAGUCCACUCCGGGGGCCACACCCCUCAGCUGGGGCAACAUGACUUCUGAUCACCGUGGUUCUACCCCAACCUCAUCAGGAGGCAAAGUGGACACUUGGAGCACAGGUGCCGGUAACCUGUGGGGCAGCGCUGGUGGUAACACAGGCGCUGGAUCUCUGUGGGGAGUCUCGUCUCUCACCGACUCCGCCAAUGAUCCUCAACAGCGAGCCACUCCUUCUUCACUCAAAACCUUCUUGCCUGAUGGGCUGCUCACGUCUGAACCUGGCUCUUAAGUGGGCAUUAUGAGCCAAGAUUUAAACGCUCGCGUCGCGGUGCGCUUCUUUUUUUUUUUCUUACUCCGCUGUGCAGCCGGCGCCUCCAAUCAUUACGAAACACAGAACAGUUUUCAGGUUAUCUUAGGGCUCUGCUUGAGCGGAUUCCUAUCAGCGGCUUCGGCUCGCCCCAAGCAAUUUUCUUAACUCUCGGCUUGUGUUGAGAGACUUUAAUUAUCCAGAAUCAGAUUGGAUUUGCCAAAAGCUGUGAUGAUAACAUAUACCCUUAUUAUAAACUACCAACAGAAUUUUCACUGAGUGAGCUUACCAAAGUUGUUAGUACAUUUGAACUAAUCCAUAUCUUUGAUAAUGAUUUGUACGAGGUUCGGUGUUAAGGAGCGUUAUGAUUUGAGAGGCAAGGGGGCAUGACAAUAAUAAUAGAGAAGUAUGACGCACACUAGGGAAAGCAUAAAGACUUGACGAGAUGUUCCUUUGCUCCCUUGACUUGUUCCUUCUUCUCUCCAUUCUUCCGCGUUUGUACUUUCGUCAGGAUUAGGGCGAAGUGAACAUUUAUAAGCAAGUCAAACUAUUCUGUGGUGAGACAACUUGCCUUACAGUACUUGCUUUAUGCUCCCAACAAGAAGUAAAGAAUGCAAACCACAAAACCUUAGGUUAACAGUGAAGCUACAGCUCAAUUCGAUGCUCUCCUUGUCUUGCGCGUUUCGCCCUUGUGGUUAUCAGGUGUCAAGACCCGAGAUUCGUUCCCUGAGCUCUAAAUAUUUGUGCUGUGAAUUAAAAAUACAAAUGUUAAAUAUUACUCAAGUUGAUUAUCUGCUCUGAUUGUUUAUUUGUUUUGCAUUAAUGUUUUUCAGUUGAUUAGCGUUUAGGAAUGAUGUGUUUAAGGAGUGUGCUUGUGUAGUGCUUAAUUGCUCUCGCUCGCGCUGCACUAACAUCCUUGUGGUCGACUUUAGGCUGCGCGCGCAUGCAAGUGUUUUGGUCGGUGCGUGGGUGUUCUGUGAUCGCUUGUGUUCACCCUGAACCCCAUCCAAGGCAGCGUUACGAAGGCACUUCUUGCUGCGCGCAACUGAGGUCGACAGUGGUGAACCGGCAGCGCUGACCCCGACUGCGGGUGUGCGGUCAAUUGCUGGCGCUAAAUGGUAGAGCAGAAGCCCUCCUGAGGAGUGGUGACCCAGUGACAACGAGGCUCCAGCGCCGCGUGCUGCGAGCCACUCCGAGAUUACUGCUGGUCUUAGCUCUUAGAAGCCAAUAAUGUCUUAAGUCUUUCUUGUCUCUUCUAGAAUUCCUAAGGCGAGUAGUAAUAGUAAAUAUGCUAGAUCCAGUCCUUAAUUGAACAGAAUAUACUUACCUGUAAUUUGCGCGUGAUUUUACUAUAUGUACCAAAAGAACUAAAUAAGUUUUAUCUAAUGUUAAGGUAUGAAAGUAAUAUAAGACUUUUUUAGUGAUAAGCAAUGGAUAAUAAUGGUACUAGUUGCUAACCAGUAAAUGGAUUGAUAGCACUUAUAGUAGCGUGAUAAUGAGCAUGGGGCACCUCUCUUUCGUCACCAGGUCACUGGGCAGUCAAUUCGAAGCAACUUUUGCGUUGGUGAGUUCACUCGCGUGCUCGGCACUUGCUUUCUUUAGGACUAAUAUUCGCCGAUAAUCUGGCGCAUCUUUCUCCGAUGAGUUUCGUUCAGUGAUGUUAGAGCUUCUUUUUAAUCGCUUCACAUUGACGCUGCAGCGGUGAUGAUUUUAUACGAAUGCAAGGCCAAUUCCUCUGGUUCAAACGGGUUGUGUUAACAUAGUCAAGAUUCCUCUUUGACUGACGGUUUUUCUGGCUCCGGAGGUCACAGCAUUUUUUUUUAUCGAGCCGGCAUUUUAAUAGAUCGAUGUGUAGCUGCAUGCGUCUCAACAUGCAUGGUAAGCGUCGCCUCAAGUCUGGCCUGGCGCUUGUUUGAUGUGGUGUGAGCCUCAGAGGUGAGGGCCAGUCGAGCGGAACGGACCGCAGGCAUGAUUUGCUUGUUAAUGAAGGUCAAGUUCCACGGCCAACUACUUUAGCCUUGGCUCAACAAAACUUGCCUGCGAUUCCAACCUGUGACCUGCAGCCACAAUUGAGCCAUGCAACAACUCGUGAAGGCGGUGCAGAGAAUCGCUCGAGUUGCUCCUUGUAUUAUUACCAUUGUGUUGCUUACUCUGGACGCCUUCACUGUUGCCUCUUAAGGAAAGACACAUUGAAUGUUAGGUGUUUAGCUCACUUCUUGUUGGUGUAUUGCACUCAUCGUCUUCUUCUUCUUCAAAUUCUCUUUCAUAUCCUCGUUAUGCUACCGUGUCUAAGCCUCGUCCACCAACCACUCCGCUCUCUUUUGCCCUUUAAAGUAUUCCAACUGUGACUUUUCCACCAGACUACGCUGAUGGGUCCAUGCUCAUUGCAGUCUUGAUUUAAGAUAUUAUUUUACUUCUGGAAUUAUGCGCUUUGUUUGCGGUGUAUAGGUAGUUAUUCUGUAGGUGUUCAGAUGGCUAUUGCAAUGCGGUCUGUUAAGUGUUGAAGAACCUUCAUCCCUUGACGCAGAGGUGCUCGUGCAAUGACGCUUGUGGUUGGUGGUGAUCUGUCCAUCGUAAUUCUGCAGUAUUCUUGUUGUAUAGCAUUGAUCCUGUGAAGAGUAUAAAGAAGUGCCACUCAGUAGUCUUACUCCCCACCAUAUAGUAACUGGCUGGCCGAACUUAUCUCAUCAUAACAUUCUUACGCUCACUCAUUUCCUUUCUGCUAUUCCUUAUGAUCUUGGCUCGAAUUUUGUUCUCAUUAGGCUUCGAAUUUUGUGCGAUUAAUUAUUUUUACAGUGUUGUGUAGGUGGAGGCGUGUGAUGAGGUACUGCCUGUCGUUUGCUGUUAUUAUGCAAUAUCUUAUUGUUAUUCAUAUUAUUCUUAACCCAAACCGAACGACCAGCCUCUCCUUGGCGAGCUUCAAUAGCGUCCUUCAUUUGCCAACACUGUGCCCAUGUUCGUAGACUUAACGUUAAGCUUCAAAAGAUUUUAGGUGUAAAUUGGAGGGAAUCGAAAUGUUUCUUCCUGGUGAUACUCAUGAGCCAUAUCAAUAUUGUAGCGUGGUGUGGUGGUGCUAGUGUUUUCGUUUCAACGCAUCAAACGUUUCACUGCUCAUUGACUGAAAAGUUUCUACAUUGACCUUCUUAAAACAUCGAGCCUUCUUCCUUCCUGCCGUUUCGAAACGAAAGCGCAUUUUGUGACCUGUAUACAUUACCACUGACAAUCGUCAUCACUAAAGAAGCGCUAAAUAAUUUACCAACUAGCAAAACACAAACAUUUAGGAGACACGCGCAGCGCCCCCCACCCUUGUGGAGCCGAGUGGUAUCGGCUUCAUGGAGUACAGUAGCUUUUAGAGGAGAGCCAAUCCUCGUAAUCAUUGGUCUGCCAAAUAAAGUAGCAUAAGAUGCUCUUCUUCUAUUGCUCGACGAGCGUGUGUGUUUGUUUUUUGGGUGGUGUCGGUCUACUAUCAUAGCUCUACUGUACAUAGUGUGUGAUCACGACGAAUGCCUCUGGUGCUCAUUGCUUGCCGAGAUGCUGCGAUUAGCUCUUCUUCUUUGGUAAAGCACUCAUCCAUCUCGGAGCCUUGCCCUGCUAUGAUAUUAUUAGGUCCGGACAACGGCGGUGUGUGUCAUUCUUUGUGAUUCCAUUGUAGUUAUUUAUUGCAUUAAAAUAUUAAAAAUCUAAAAAAAUAUGGUUAGGUAUUAACACUUCCAGAGUUUUUUUCGUGAGAGAAGUACUGUGUGAUUUUUGACCAAGCAUUAACUAGUGUUAAGGUACGGAAGUGUUAUGUGUUAGAAAGGCGCUUAUGGUCUUGAUGACGUAGAUAUUUAGUCUAGCAUGUAGUGGUUGGGUGUCGUUUUCUUAUAAUCUAGGCCUACUGUUGAGCGUUGUUAGUUUAUAAGACGAGAAGCUUUUUCUGUUUCUCGUAAGAUUUUGGGCAGUUGAAUUACAGCACGAACGCAUGCAACAAAUACAGGGUUCUCUUGUUUGUCUCGAGCUCACAUUUGUAUUGAUGGUAGUGAAGCCAGCCCCUGCUUGCCCAUGACACGCACGCUUUAGUGCGCUCACAGAACAAUAACGCUCAAAGCGACGUGUGCUUAGACAUCGUGUUCGACUGAACUCUUACUACGUCGUUUGAUCUGAUCUGAAUUUUUCAAGAGUCGUCAAAAUAAGCGUAAUGAUAUAUAAUGGCUCUCAAUUCUUGCGGCCCCGGAACACGUUGAUAAUGCAGUUAGCCUCCGAUUGUUAAAUAUACUUAUGACUUUUUCCCAACCGAAUUAUUAAAAUGUGAAUAAAAUUCGAAGUGGCCGAAUUUUUAUGCGAUUCUGAUUCCUUUUUAGGCCUAUGAUUGUCAUUUUAAUAGGUGAUGACGGUAAUUGGUCUCCACGUGACUUUGAGCUCUCCCUCCAGAUCGAUGCAUCAGGGUGUCAAUUUCAGUUUGAGUUGCAAUGAGUUUUAAUUGUCAGCGAACUUCGUAAUUAGAGGAAUGAUCUACUGCGCUUUGUAGUCUUCUGCCUCGGUGAAGUGUAGUCUUGGACAGCUAAAUUGCUUUGCAUUUUAGAUGAUUCUUGCUGACGAACGUCACGCGAUUUGACUUCGAAUUUGCCUUAAACCCAUACGGCAAAAAUGUGAAAUAAAGUAACAUGAGAAUCGCUGCUCAGAGCUGUGAGAGGAGCACGCCACGUAGCAGAGAUGGUCAACCCGCUACAACAGUCCGCCAACACCUUAUGGUUUUUAAAGCAUUCACUGCAAAUUACACUCGAUAAGAUUCUCGCCUUUUACCUUGCUAUAUUCGUGUAGAGUGAUAGUAGCAGAUGGAAGUCUGUAGUUUUUGUGUCUUCUGUACAUAGUUUUGUGCUCCUGACUUGACCAUCAGCGGGGGCGUUUGACUUGCUGCGCUCAUGUUUUGGUGACGUGUCGCUUCAGGUGCUUCUUGUGAGGACCUUUGUUAACGUGACUUCCUUUCCUUAUUACCUCCUAUCAUCCUUAUUGCUAUGUACGUUCAUGCAUCAAGAACAGAAAAACUUUAUUUAAUUUAUUCUUUAUUUGUGGGUAAGGUUAUCGUAAGGUGAUUUAUCAUAAGUGGUAUUAUAGUUGAUAUUCUUCUGGCGCUUGUUGCUUGAUUCUGGCUGCUCGAUGUUAAACGCGUCUGCCACUCGAAGUAAGUUUUUGUUGUGAUGGCAUGUGAAUGCGUGCAAGAUAAUCAACUAGAGGAGUGGACUGCGUCACCGAGCACUUCUGGUGUAGCGGUGUAGGGCUCGUGUCUAACAGACCACGACUCGCUCAUUAUGUGCAAUAUGGCCGCCCCAGCCUUAGUCUGACGUUGCUGCUUCUCUCUCAUUUGCGAGCGAGUACUCACUAAAUCAUCAUUAUCGUCAUCGCAUUCAAUUAUUCUCUCCUACGACACGCUCUUGGUUACCGUACUGAGAAUUUGCGCGUUUCUUGUGUCGAUUGCUUACGAUGAUCCUCCGCCUCAUGUCUCGCUCUGCGUUACUUGGCUCGAGGACAAACGUCGGUAAGAGCAUCCUGGCCACACUCAUUAUGGCUCCAAAAACGCUCUUCGCUGUAAUUAAUAUUCCUCACCUCUUAGUGGGACAUAUGUGCGUUGUGUCAAAUAUUCCUCCCCUCUUAGUGGGACAGAUGUGUGUUGUGUCGAGUGCCCGCGAGGCGGUGACGCUGUUCCGCGGUCACUAGAAGCGACCAGCAGAGCAGACCUUGCCAUGGACGUGUGGCCUGGUAAGAAAGUUACGACCCACCAAUGGAUCUCUUGAGUUCGCUCGAUCUAGUGAGGCAUCUCGUCGUGUCGUUUGUUUUGUUUUUAUAAUGUCUUAGAGACUAUUCGUGUCAUAAUUGAUUUCGCUGAUGAACAAUAAACGCUGUGUGAUUUUUAUUAGUUGGCUGCUUGUUGCCUGAGUUGGUGAUCAGCCGAUGGCUGUUGAGUUUGCACAGCUCUUCGGGUCGAUACGAAGCCUCGCAACCCUCGACGUUUGCCUCUACCCAAUGUUUCGCAAUUAUUUAUAAUUUGAUUGAAAUCUCAAUUGUGUGUUUCCAUUUCAAUGUGUAAUGAUUUUCAAACGUGCUCCUGAUGCCUUGCUUUUGGUUGAAAUUUCUGCGACACGCCUCAUUCAGUUUAAUAUCAAAUUCUCAAAGAUCGUUCGUGCCAUUGGCCCCAAUUGCUUGUUAUUUCUCAACGAUUGUGUCUAAAAUUUGACCAGUCAAUGAAAAUUGUCAAUCAAAAUAGGCAAUAUUGGUGUUAGGGCUGAUAAUGUGUGCCAGUUGUGCUUAGUACUGCCUGUUGCGCCUUUACUUCGAGUGCACGAGUUAUUCUCGCCACGCUCCCUUGACGCUUAUUUUGUUUCGUUCUGUUUGUUGAUAUUUUUAACCCAAUGCAUAACGAUACAAAUGUUCUCAGUCAGUAAUCGUAGUUCCCUUUAUUGUGAUCACUUACGAAAACGAGUCAAGUAUUAUUAUUGCUCCGUAUAUUUCCUCUUGACUAUUAACUCUGCUCAUUUCCUUUGUUGUCUUAUCUGAUAUUGCUCAUUGUUGCGGCACUGACAAAAUCUUGGCUUUAUUACACGUGUGCAUUUCUGUCUCCUUGUGUUUCGUGUUUCGUGAUCCAAUGUCCAUCGAACGUGCCUCUGCCAUCAUCUUGAGACUUGAAUCCUCACGCUCUGAGUGCCUCGUCUGCUGUGUAAUUUUUUAUUAAAUAAACUCUGUGAACUUCAUGCAAUAUUGUGUCAUUUCGUGGCGCUGUAGCUGAGGUAUCUUCCACCUCCAACACACACAAGUGUUUGGUUUGCGUUACAGUGUGUCGGAGUGCCAGUCAGCAUCUGCCUUCAUUGAUAUAUCAGCAUUAUAUGCUCACCCUCAUCGCAGCAAAAUCAUACUCUUCACAAUGCAAAUACGUUUUGUAUGCUUGCGUAGUUUAUGAAAAAGGAUUCUCCCUUGAGUAUAUGAAUGACAUUCGUUCGUAACGUAUCUUUGAUACUGGCUCAUACAAAUAAUUCAGGAACUUAUUCUUCAUGUGAAAUUUGCUUCAAUAAACAAGCAGAAGCGUGCGCUGGGCUGAUGUGGUGCCUCGAUGAUGGCUUCAUCCUAUGUAGGCUCGUGUCUGUUUCUUGCUCCAUUGUUUGUCUCGUGCGUAAGUGGUUGGUUUUAGUUUAAAAUUUACUCAAAUUUGCGUACUUUGGCUAUUAUAAUUAAGUGCUAGUAGAGUUAAUUGUUAAGCUUAUAUUUGCACGUUCUGUUCUUAUCUUCUAUCGAUUCUGGUGGCGCUGCUAAGCUCUGCUCACACACACAAAAAACUCCUAUUUUUAGCCUCUAAUACUAAGUUAAUAUAGAUUGCCUAAUAAAAAAUAGCUAAAAACAAUAAUAAAACAAUAAAACGUGUGUGAGCGGCCAAUGGCUUUGCUAUUGUAGAAUUGAAGCUUGGUUUUAAGGCGCGUGUCGUUGUCUCUGACUGAUGACUUGGUUGUGACACUUGUUGCUAGUUUACCCUGUGUGACGCGUAAUACAUAGCGUUACUGAUUCUGCUAAUAUUUGGCAGAACUGCCCGCAAAUCCUUAUAUAGACUCUACUGGAGACGAUUCAUUCUGGCCAAUUGCAGCUGUGGAGCCUUGAUACUUCCGUCUUUGUGAUUUUCUUCUUAAACUAUUUGCGCAUUUUCUCGCCUGCAGUACCGUGCAUUUGCUUACGAUAAAGAACGCGUGUAAACGCUGUGAACCUACGACCAGCGACAUAAAAGCCGAGCUGCUACCGUGUUGCCGGCGGGGGCGCCCGUGUCCAAAGUAAUUAUUGAACGAUGCAUGACUUCAGGUGUUGCGUACUCGCCAUAUUAUGAUGAUGCAUAUCUGCAUGUGGAUUGUUUUAUUAGCUCCAUCUCCACAGCCAUUUGUCUCUCCAAAAAUGUCUUUAUAAUAAUAAUAAUAACAAUAAUAUUAGUUUAAAUUAGAGCGCAUAGCAUUUUAGUCUAAAAAUGUACAAAAGGUGUGCUGUCAAGUGCACGGUAUGGGUAUGAGGCUGCUGCUCUCGUUCGUCCAGUGCAGCUAGUCAGUUAACAGCUCUUCCUAAACUUUUGAUCACAAUAAUACGAUCGAAGUUUGUUUUUUCUUCUUAAGAUUUAGUCCUUUUUGUUCGGUUUUAAAAGCAACGCCCUCGUUCAACUUUGAGAAUAUUUUUAGAAAGAUUUCUUCCUGAUUAAAAACGUCUGGAAUAACUUCUCCGCUACUUAUUUUGGUGACGUCCACUCCUUUGUUGUACGAACUUCCAAAGCACGCAAGGCUUUCUUCUACCUAAUCAUCCCGAGUGUAGUUCCUGGUCAUACUUUAACGAGGUUCAAACUUCUCGAACUUGUCUAGCUUUAAAAAAUAGAGCCUGCAAAUCUCUUAAAACGAGUCGGGCUCAUUUAAAAUAACAUCUUCUUUCGAAUUUAAAUUUUACCCUAAUCUUGAAAAGACAAAUUGUUCCGCUUUAAAUCGAAAGUGAGCUUCGUGAUCAUAAAAACUGGUCGUUGGAACAGAACGCUCGGACGUGACAAUGACUUGACUAAUCUACUGUAAUGCGAGCAUAACGUGUGGUGAUGGCGUUGUGUGUUAUUAUUAUUAUUAUGCACAUAUUAUCCGUGUCUUGGCAACGUGUGAUACUUCAGGGCAAGUGCAACGUACAUGUGCCUUCUGGUGGUGCUGCUGCUGCGGCCUCUCUUAUAGCAAAAUAUAAUCUCAUUUAUGUUGCGUGCGGCUCUUUAGGCGGUGCUGAGGACACCGUUCCUGAUUUGCUCAAUGCAAGUUUCCUGGUUCUUUUUGCCUUACACUUGAUUAUAACGGUGUAUCUUUUUACUGCUUCAUUUCCACUUGAAGUCGUCACUCAUUCCCCUAGUAAAGGCGUUCUCGUCUCUCUGCCUUGAAGCAAGAAGUGCAAAAACUAGCAUUCAUUAUGUGGUCGGUUGGCGGCACGGCACAGUUAAUCGCAUUCCUUGUGAGCAAUUACGAUAUCGGCUUCGCUUUAUUUUGAUUUGUGCGCUUGGUUGGUGUGUCGCUCGCAGUAUCCAGCAGUAUUACCGCAUUUGCUCCUCCAGUCAAUCUCGAUCCUCCGUAGUCCUUUAAAAAAUUGUUGCUCUCUUUUUUUCUGUGUAACGUAAUUUCGUUCGUUCAGAUUAUCGUGUUGGUUCCUAAUAUAUUCCUGAAUCCUUGUUAACUUUUUUUUAGGAUCUCGAGGAAUUGACCGCUUAUCAAUCCCCUCGUAUCCGUUCCUUUGUGCGUUUCGCAUGACGCUAAUGUAUAAUUUUAUUUCAAUAUCAUCUGUCACGUCGCUUGAAUUUCCUCCACAACUGUUCGAGUUCUGUGAUGCAAAAGAUUUUUUCAUCAGUACUCGAUUGCCGCUGCUAUGUUCCCCACUAAGUGCGGGCUUUUUCUGGGGGUGUUGUUGUUGCGGGUCUCCGCUUAUAUACUGAAGUGUCCAUGCAAGCGUCGUAAACUCGCCUGCGAUCUUGUGUCUUCUUAACCAAAAUGCAAGGCCUGUCUUUAGUGCCAGACUCGCUUUGAUGUUCCAGUCGUAAUGCGCAGCUAAUAAAUGAUCUUAAAAUAUUUUAUUGAACGUGUCCACAUUGAGAUUUUUGAGAUUGAUUUCAUUUUAUUCAUAGUUUGCAAUUUGUUCUACGCAAGUAUUUAUGUAUACAGAAGAGAAAAAGUGUAAUUUUCCUCUUUAAUUUGAUCUUGAAAUUCUCUAUUUUAGGCUUAAUUUUUUUGUUUUAAUGUCAUAUUCCAGUUGUAGUAUUUUAAUUAUUCGUUUGCGUAUGAUACUCAGUUUCCCCAGUUAUACUUAUCAUUCUUUCCUGAUUCACUAUGUAUUCUUGUAUUUUGUCUGAGGCUUGACUGUCUCAGAAUUGCUUAUUUUAAGCUUGGGCAAUAAGUAUAGACGAUGUGCACUAGUAUUUUUGACUCGCACUUGAAAUACACUCAAUAUUUGCGCGUAUCCAAGAUGCCUCUGCUAAUAUCCUGUCGACUCCGUGGUGUCGCUCAAUCGUCGCCGAGGAGUCAACAAUAAUCUGAUUUCAAAUGCACAAAUGCGGGAGCAUUUGAGGUGGCGUAAUUCAUGUGUCAAUAUUGAUUAUUGUAUAAUUCGUCAUAUGCUGGGCCGUUAUUUCAAUGAACUAUUUUCAACUUAUGGCACCUCAAGCGUCGUUUUCACUUGAAAAAAGUGAAAACGACGUCGAGCGUCGUUUUCAAGAAGAAAAAAUUUCUGUUAUAUUUGGAGCUUCCACCAUCAGAAGAACCAUUCAGUGGUGAUGUGACUCAUCUUCUAGUAAAGCUUCAAUGUUUUCCGCUUUAGUGUUCUGGCUUUUAGGUAUUUGUUUGGAUUUGAGCUAAAGCAUUCGACGUGUCGUAUUCUUUCAUUUUACGCUUAUUUCUAUUCUAUUAAUAUAAAACUAUUCAAUUUUCUGUCUUUCCUGCGAUUGUGUUCAAAUUUUGCCCUUUGUUAGGGCAUGAUUCACAUAUUAGUUCCUUACUGACAUGUGCGUAUGCUGAUGGAAGUAAUUUGAAGGCGGGAUCGAAGUGAGGGAAAUUCCAACUAGGGGAGCACAUUUGUACCCUACUUCAGUUCAGAAAAUAAUUUUAUUGCUGUGAAAAAAGGGACAUUCAGUAUUCCUUAUGCGUCACAUUGAAGAGUGUCUUAUUAUUCGGAUUUUAUAAGUAAAUCGCUGAAGCCUCGCCGAGUUCAAGACUAAAUUCUAAGCUAUGCUUUUUGAAGCCGGUGUGUAAGUUGUCGUGAUUGCCAUGACGUGUGACGCGACUGCGCGACUGCGUGCCUAGGGACUAUCAUUUGCCCUGCCGAGCGCAGCUCUGCUCAUCCACGUGUAUAGCCAAAUGUCAUUUCUUUAAAUGAAAAAAAUUGCUCAUAUUGUGUGAUCAUUGUUGAAUAUCAUGAAGAAUUCUAUGUUUACUUCGUUCUGCCUUUGUUAAGCUAUCGUUAACUAAAGGAUAUCUCAGUGUUGUCACAGUCGCUCCUUCCAUUCGUUACGUAAGAGCCUUGGUGUCAAUUUGUUAGGCCAGCUUUGAAUUUACUUUAGUGACAACGCACCCGGUCCUCUACUAUUAGUAUAAAGUGCCUCCAUCAGGUUACAUGUGGUGCACAGCCAAUUUUCCAAAGUUAUUUAUUUUGUAUUAUCCUUUUAAACGCUGGUGAUUUGCUAUUCAAUGCCUAGUCGAUUGUUUUCUUUGUUUUCUGUUGUUGUAGCGCCUAAGUGCUGAAUACCAUACUGCCAGUACAAAUUAACAUACAAUAAUGAUAUUCUUACGAGAGAAUCAUCCGUGAGUAAACUCAUUUCCUUCCUGUACUCGAGUGAUUUAGCCGAGUUUCGUUGAACAUAUUGCGUACAUGGGUCGGGUUCACUUCAAUCGAUCAGAUGAAGUUUUAUGCGUCUCAAUUGCAACGAUGCUUUCCUUGCUAAAUCCUCCACUUGUCAGAGACAACAUUCUGAAGCUUGCUGAAUUUAACUAUUUCUCGGUGGACAUUCCGCUCCUGAAUUUACUCCUGAUCGCUUCUUAGCAUCGGUCACAUAUUGUCUUGAAUGCUGCGGUAGGUGUGGGGCUGCGGCAGCGGAUUCCAUUUACGUUUGCUUUGUUGAUAAAUUCAUUUAGCUGUCCAAAAACAUGAACGCUUCAUAGAUUCCAAUACUGUUGUGUUCAUUUGAAUAAAUACUAAUAAUCCCCAGCUAUUCCACGUAAUACAAAUAAUUGUUCAGUGAUCCGUGCCCGUAAUGCUAAAAUUAGGCUCUGUGUUCGAGCUAAUCAUGCGUGCCCACUGCAUCUUGAGUGGUGCUUUGUGGUUGUCCUUAGAUGUUCUGCGCGCCAAUAUCUCACUGAGGUCCAUUUGAGGCAUCAAUUCAGUCCAUUUAAAUUAAUGUAAAAUUUUGACGAAGAAAACUCGCUGAGAUGCUUCGGUCAAUCGAUUAUCUGGUGUAUACACUGAGUGGUCACCGUGAAGCUCUGGUGUAAUUACUGUCGUUUCCGGACCAUGGUUUCAUGUGACCGUUUCACCUACUCGCUCUGACCCAGCCUCAUUAUUUCCUCUCCCCUAAGACUGUAUGUAUGAAAAACGUCGCAUACAACGAAACUCCGAGUCAUUCACUCGACUUACGCGAUACGCUCUGUGUUGUAUCAUAGAUCUCAUCCUUGUCCAGUCAUUAAGUGCUAUCGUUUUGAGGGAUUUCUCCAGCCAGCAGCGUGUUUGAACUAACUUUCGAUACAUUUUUCAAUAUUUCUCGCACUACUGAAUUAGCAUGAAGCGUUGAUUUGCUACAUUGUCUGCCGGUUAGGCGAUACGGCACUGAUGCCGAAGGUCCGUUCGUGUCGCUACCGCCUCUUUGAGGGCAUGCGGCAUCUAGUCAAGCUCAUUGGCAUUCUCUGGCUAAUGAUGGAUGACCUAGGCUCCUUCAUACUUCAUAUAAUCGGCGCUUUCUUUACUUCCAUAAACUUGCCAUAUUUGCUUUACUCUAGCACCCAGAUUCUUUUUCUUCAAGGUUUUCAAGUAGCUUAUUUGAAGCCACGAUGGAAAAUUUAGUGUUAUUCAGUUGAUGUAGAAGCAAAUUAUUGUUCUCUCGUGUUGACCGCUGCGCACUAGAUUGAUGCUCGUUCCUUGUAAUGACAUGUGCGUUAGCGAUGCGUUUCAGUUUGUCUCAACCUGGAAUCAUAAUCGAAUCUUCUCAAAAAAGUGUCUAACCUACAUAAAUAUUGAGAUAAAACUUGUUAUUGAGCGAACAAUGUGUGACGUUAAGCUUUAUCUCUUGCAUGGGCGCGCACCAAUGCGUGUCAUCGCUAGGACAUUUCCACACGGUGUUGUCUUAGUGUUAUUGUUUUAAGCUCCAAACUUGCUAUGUGUACGAGACUUGUGAUAACCGCUUCCUUUCGGAACAUCGAUUGCCUGUAUAUCUUGCUGUUGGUUUUGAAAUUUAUUGUCAUGUGUUGCAUGGUUUAUUUUUGAAGGUUUAGUUGAUAGUUAUUACUCCCUUGACUUGACCGCUGUUGGUGCUGCGAACCCUACUUACGUAAUGUGUAGACUAAAUUUGGUCUCUAACUUACACUCGUAUAUCCUUGUUUCGUAUUAUGACAGAAACUCCUGCAAUAUUUGAUCUGAAUUAUCGUUCGAAUCUUAACCCGUGUUUGCAGCAAAUGCACCAUGGUCCAAACACAACGUUUUUACUAUAUUUUAACAUUUAAAUAGGAUUUUUCUUGCAUAAGUGACUACAUCAUUUUCGGAUCUACUUGUGAAUUGGAAGUCCCAAAGAGCAGCGGUUCUGCUGCAUGCGGUGCUAAGUUGCGAGUCAGCAUCCGACUCGUAAUGACGCACUGUGAAGACUUGUGUGCACAAUCUCUUGUCUAUGGACGCUGUUAAAAUGAAGUGUCUUUACCCGUUAGUGAUGAUAUAAGUUGUGGGCCUUGUACCUCAGUACUUAUUCUUAACAAUGAAUUGCCUCACUUUUCGAUACCUCAUAUUUUCUAGUGUUGACCUUGUGUCAUGUUUACUGAUGUACUGGCUUAUUCUAAGGAUGUUGUAGCGGGAGAGCUCACUUUGAUGCUUCUCUCGUCCAGCCCGAAAUGAGAUGGUCAGCCCUAAUUAAUAAUUGGUCAGCCCUUAUUAUUAUAAGUAUUUAGUCAAAAGUUAUGAUCAAGUAUGUGUAUUGUUUGAAAAUCUACCGCCACUUUGAUUUUAAUUAUGUACAUCCAAGUUCUCCGUUUAGAUAAAUUUUUUUCUUAGGAAUCAGUCUUCCUUUAAUUGCAUUCUUAAUAUAUAUCAGUCAUUAGUAAUAAAAUUUAAUAAAUUAAAAUAACUGCAAUUGUAUUCUGAUUUUAAACUAGGGUUUUUAUUGGAGAGUUUCUCCAUAGGCUUAGCCUAAGUUUUGCAGCGAAGGCAUUUCCAUCAUCUUGUUCAAAUCACAAAGAGCUGUGAGCUUAAGCAGUUUCGAUUCUCUUGAUAGCCUUAUGUAAGAACAGUCGAGUUGACGUGGUAUAGCAUGCAUGCACGUUCUAGAAUCGGUGCGGCCAUUCAGGGUACAACAAAGUAUUUUAGAAUCAAUGAAAACUGUGAUGAAGAUUACGAUGGUUAUGUUGAUGAGCUAUCAGGAUAUUCGUUCGGUGCCAACUGUCGCUGUACAACUCGAGCUCUCACUACAACUUCUUUCCGCGUACCAAGUGACUCUUUCCAACUACUUCUUCUAAUCACUACAAAUUCUUCCACUAAGUGAAUACGUUGGUAUUUGCAUCCUGUACUUCUUCCUCGUGCUGCUUUCUUCAUGCGCGUGCACCGCACUUGCGAGUCUUCCCCUCCUGAACAUUUCUCUUCUCCAUUAACCCUCAUACAAAUUGAACAAACAAAGGCCGUGUAAGCUGUCGAGCUGCAUGCAUUUCUUAUCAAUAUUAUGGAUCAAACCACGUAAAAUGUAAAGCAUCAAAAGACGUGUACACGUGCACGUCUCUACGUUGUAUGUAUUGUUUGUGUGAGUAUUCUGAGCAAUAAGAAUGACGUGGUAUGCUACUGAGGCGAUAAUUUUAUGUGUCGGAGCUUUGCCAUGAUCUGAUCCUGAGUAAACCGAUUACCGCCGUUGCUUUCUUUUCGUCCUGUAGUCCACACUUCUUUGUAAGUGAUUCAUUUUAUAUCUUAUUUAUUAUUAUUGAUUAUUGAUAAUGCCGUUAUAUUCCUGAACAGAUAACUGUCUCGGUAUUUAUUGUUAAUGGUAUUUUCAUGACUCUAAAAUUAUUGUGCCCACCUAUUGUGCAUGCGUUAUUCAUUAUACGUUCUCCUUCUUAAGAAAUAUUGUAAAGACUUAAGUAUCUUAGUGAGAAAUUGCUCUUAGUCUUAAAUUCGGGAUGGUUAUGGUAAGGUAUAGUGCGCAUUUGAUGCCCCAUACAAAUGUAUGUUCUCUGCACCUAUUUUCGGUAUAGAUUGUUCUUGCGAACACUAAACUGAACUUGAUAAUUGUUUGCUCUUGCUCAUCGCCAAAACCUAACUGGCAUUUAAUUUUAACUUACCUUAUGUUACUAAUAAAAAGUAUUGAUUUGGAAUAAUUGUGUUGUUCAAGUGCUUAUGGUACGAUGCUUGAGCGGGCAUUGCGGCCAGUGAGGCAGCGAAGCAACCGCCUGUGGUGCUGAUUAUUGUCAUGUGGUCCCGCAGCAUAAGUCUAGCCCCUUGAAUGAUAUUUCCUCUAAGUGAAGCAGAACUUGAUGGUUGCUGCUAGUGUAGCAGGUGCCUUGUUUACUAGCUGGCACACGUGUUGAUGCAGGUGCUACGGCUGCUGCAGUGUCUAGCUAACGAGCUGUACUGCUACUGUGCUCCGUUAAUUAGUUACUGUACAUCUUUUGCUCUGCAUGCGACAAGAUGCAACUCGUAGCUUGCUGUGACUUAUGACCGCGACCGCUGAGUAUGAGCGCCAGUGUCUUACGACUUGAACGUUAAAGUGUGUCGGGAAGCAGCCAUGUCUACGAUGCAUCUGUGACAAGAAGUUCAUUUUGUUCGGUCUCGACCAAGUACCCCUUCCGUUACUCUGAGAUCGACAAAAGAGGCGCUAUCCACCCUUUACUAUGCACUACAAUAGAGUUAAUACAUCAGUUGUAAGUUUAAAGGUUAGGUUAUUUUGGAGUCUCUUUUGAAUUAUAUAUGAUAGAUAUAUAUAUUGCUAUAAAUAUUUAUAUAAUUAUAAAUACAUCUAUAUAUUUGAGAGGUGAAACUUGUACCAUUAUGCUACUGUGUAUCGCACACUCGCUGGUGACCUUAAGUCCUGCCAUCAUGAACCGUAUUAGCCUUAGUAAUUCUGCUGAGGGUAUCCCUCUCUAUAUUUCUGUACUUCUCUCUUCUGUACUUGAAGCAAUCAGAGACAUAAUUGGCCCUUCUUGGUUAAAAGAAUUGAUAUUAUGUCACGUAUGAUCAUAUGCAAACUACUUAUCAAAUAAAGCUAUCUUUAGUGAUCAUCACUUAUGACAGCGAUUAGCGGUACAUGGGACGAGAGAAACGUUUCUUGCAGCUGAUCGCUCUUGUUCCCUGUUAUAGACAGUUGUUGCCUGGCGUCUAGUAAAAAAAGUAGAAGCAAGCAUAUAGAACUUCAUUUCGCGUGAUAGUAAUCACGACAGCAUUAUUCAGAGGCAGUUUUCUGUUAAAUUACGUGCUGUUGAAUCAAUGGUAACUUUUUCGAGGGAAUUCUUUUCCUACGUUCAAUGGCAAUUACAAAUUCGUAAUAGAUAUCCUCUACUGAUCAAGUGGUGCAAUUUUCCUCCCUCACAUAGGCAUCUUAAAAGCUGUCUUGAGUCCUGAAAUUUGACUGGUAGCUUCAUGCAUAAUUUAAAGGGCUUCUCACUUUCUCUGGCAUCACAACCAAUAUGUCUUUGGACAUUUCGUAAGGCUCCUAAUCUUUUUCUUGUAUAUUUUAAGGUAUUUUUUAGAAAGGUAGAAAAGCCCGAACUUUCUCGUGAGCGAAGAUCGCGUUGACAAAGUUGCAACUCGUCCCUCGUCACAAGACUGUUCGUUCUCACGUAGCCAAGGAUCCAAUAGUCGCUCUAUGAUAUCUCUAUCGGGUCAAGUUCGUGCCGUCGUCAUUUUGACGUACGAGAGCUGCCAGGCUUUCAAUAGUUGAGACUGAGGCUACAUUUAUUAUCAUGAGCCACGAUGUCUGAGCGCACUAGAAGAUCUUUGGUCGCGCAGUCUAUAAUAUCUGUGAAUCUUGGUGUUGAGUUUGUCUGACGUGCCAUUCUCGUUCUUCUUGAUGACCUGCUCAUGAUCAGUAUACCGACUGUACCAAAUGAAUCGACGCUUCUAUUGUCUUAACUGGCUAGCAUUUCUGCCGCAACCGACUUACCGCCAGGAUAUGGUGGUAAUUACUGGUAUUAUUGUCGUGCUUACGGGUCAUCAAGGAGAGCUUCAUUGGUCACUGAAUAAUUUUCUUAGUAUUACUUUGGUACUGUCAAGAAGAGAGAGCAUUGGUGAGCUCGUUGCGGUUGAGGAGUGUGAGAUGCUCUAGCGCGAGUCUUGUCUGUAUAAAGAGUGAGUGCGCCUCCCGCCUUGCAUAGGUAAUAGGGCAACGCUUGGAUGUGAACCGCCAGUCUCAGGGCUGCUGUGGCUGUGGGGGGAUGUGUGGUGCCAUCGCUGCAGCAGCCUCCUGCAUAUCUCCACUGAUUCAUGGGAGACUUUCCGCUGGUCUUCAACGCUUUUAAUGAUUAUUAAUAUUAUCAUCAUUUACACUGGCUAUACUUGUAUUGAAUGUUCCAAUAUGCAUAAAAAUAAAUUUGGUCUCAGUGUUUCCACU